CUCCGGCUCACGCACCUCCCGCUUCACCGCUGCUUUGCUCCCCACCGCUCUCUGCCCGCCAUGGGCUCAUCCUAUCGCCGUGCCCUCUUCUUCUCUUUCGCACCCCCGGAUUCUGGGCUUUCUGCUCCUCCGAGAGAGCCUUUUCCCUGAGGCUUCGUAGUCAUAAUUCACUCCAGCUCCCCCUUCUCUCUUGUACGACAUCACCUUUGCCUAUCGCCAUUCUGUCUCCCUCCGCUCUUAUUUCCACCUUCUUGUCCUCCGCCCUUGGGGAUAGCAUACUGUGACAAUGUCCAAUGUCGAGUUGACCGGCGACGGUUUCAUCGGACUUGAUUACGACUCGAGAAACUACAUUCAGCCUCAGUCAUGGCCAGUGGCGGUGGACCACCAGGCCUCCCAGCGAACAGAUGCCUCGCGAGACAUCUCACCCUUACAAACCAGCGGUCACUCCUUUGAACAGCCGGUGGCUCAGGAUCCGAACCUCAUCGUUGACUGGCAAUUUCAGCAUUUACAACCCCACCUUCAGUAUCCUCAGGAUGAGGCCGCCGCCGCACCCCAGUUCACCACCGCAAGCUAUGGCAUGACUAUCCACUCAUCGCCCGUUGAUCUGAUGUCGGGGCCUCACGGUCAGAUGAGCACGAGCCUGCUGGAUGGACCUUAUCUACCGCUCGCCGCGCCAGUCGACAUGGUCUCAUAUCCGUACCAAGAUCUUCAGCAGGACCUUCUCGGAUUCCAACCCAACGGCCUUCCCGACGUGUCUUCAUAUACCACCGCACCACAACAGAACAUGAUUGAAAGCAGCUCACCCACGGAUACGUAUCUCGAGGUUCGGUCGUUGACCAGCUCAAGCAGUGACAAUGGCUGGAGUAUGAUUGAGCCUCAUCAUUCGCAUGAGUUCUCUUUCCCAGACCAGGUCUUCAUCAACCCAACACAGACCCUCCAUGACAGGAGUCUAUCUGAAUCAUCAUACUCGACGUCUUACGGUAGCUUCGUUGACGUCUCGAAUCCCGUCAAUUCGCCCUGCUCGGAAACCAACUUCGAGUCUGCUUUCAACAGUCCUGUGAACCGACGCAUUUCUUACGACCACACAUCACAUGGCUCGCAAUCACCCACUGCAAUUAGCCCCGCCGCCAUUGUCAGACCCAUCCAAGUACCGGGAAAGAAGGACACUUCUCCAAGCCGCUCUUCCGCUUCGAACUCGUCCUCGCCUCCUAGCAGAAAGCCAUCUCGCAAGAGCCCAAUCGCGGCGAAAACAGCCGAGACCAAGGUCCGCAAGCAGUCACACGGCAAGUCUGAUUCUACAGAGAAGAAGGUGGGCAAGCGCAAGGGCCCUCUUCGGCCUGACCAGCGAAAGCAAGCCAGUGAAAUUCGGAAGCUGAGAGCUUGUCUCCGCUGCAAGUUCUUGAAGAAGACUUGUGACAAGGGCGAACCAUGUGCAGGCUGCCAACCGUCGCAUGCCCGACUAUGGCAGGUUCCUUGCACUCGUAUUGACAUCAAGGAGAUUGGCUACUUCAUGAAAGACUGGAAGGCAGACUAUGAACGGCAUAUCACCCUUGGCUUCUCGGUCGGCAACAUCAAAGGGUUCUCAGAGCAGGAGAGAACCCUUUUUAUCACACACGGCUAUGGCCAGGUCCUCCCCAUCAAUGCUCGCGAAGUAUACGUGCAUAACGAACAGUGCUUCAGUAUCGACUGGGUAGAAUCUAUGCACCGUGAACCCAGCCAACAUGAAGUCGAAACAGCUAAAUUGUCCGCCGGCAUGGAAGGUGUUUCGCAUGCGAUGUUGUCCGACUACCUAGAUCGCCAUAUUGACGGCAAUGGCACCUUUGAGAAAUUUGUGGAUGACUACUUCGAGGGCACCCCCUUCUUGACCCAGAUGCUCAAGACCGCGUUCCGAUACUAUUUCCGUACAAAGAUGCCCGUUAUUCGCAAGGCUCUGAAACUUGUUCUUGCUUACAACCUGACUCUUCACGUCACCAUGGUGGAGGGUCUGGGUGAAGAAGAGGGUUUCUUGGGCAAGAUCGAAGACCAAGACUCGAAGUUUAAGGGCAAGACGAUGGCACCCGUGAUGAUCAACUUCCAGAUCAAGUGUGCCAUGGCGAGCAUGUGGCGUGAGUUGCAGAAGGAUGUUCUGGAGGAACUGUCCAGUCUCUACUCCAGCGUCUACAGUGGUGACAAGCUGAAGAACUGGCCUACGAUUUUCAUGUUAGCUUCGAUUCUUCUGGCUGUCUGGGAGGAAAUGCAGUUCGACUCUCAUUACCGCACUCCUGUAAGUUUCGCCUGCUAUUUACCUUCUAAUUUUGUCCUGCCCAUACUAAUACUACUGACUAGGACGCUGCUGCUGUUGAUAAAUUCUGCACUGACAUGGAGACGACUCCUGUCGGCGUCAUUGUUGGCUUGUUCCAGGCGAUCUCCCAGAAGUUGCCCUCGUUUUCUGAUUGGGAAACCUCGAAGCACCAUCACUUGCUCCACUCAAAUCCCGACGUCUGCAACACUAUGACUGAGGUUCGCCAACAUGUUGAGAAAUUCGGUAAGCACCCGAUCCUGCUAUAUUUUUAGUUGCUGGGUUUCCCAUACUAAUUUCUUUUUUUCCACAGAGAGCUACCUCCGUGGCCGCUCAGGCUCCAAGUUC
Molecule: messenger RNA, 2626 nt
Organism: Aspergillus versicolor CBS 583.65
Lineage: Eukaryota; Fungi; Ascomycota; Eurotiomycetes; Eurotiales; Aspergillaceae
Product: Zn(II)2Cys6 transcription factor domain-containing protein
Exons: 2
Coding region: 287-2494 (735 amino acids)
Biological process (GO): regulation of DNA-templated transcription
Molecular function (GO): zinc ion binding; DNA-binding transcription factor activity, RNA polymerase II-specific
Source: RefSeq, a predicted model, not a curated record